AUGACGCCUCGCUGCCGAUCGAUCGGACCUAUCCAAAGUAAAAGUCAAAAUAAAAGCGAUGCAGACUCUGACGGGAGCGCGAUCUUUACGGACAACGGAUCUAAAAAAGAUUCCGACAGUAAAUCGGAACCCGACGGAGAUGAUACAGAUAACGAGAGUGACUCCAGCGAUGAAUCGUUCAAUGAUGAGGGUCAGCUGCCCCCUAAACACUAUUUGGCUGAAGCAGAGGGCUUAGACGUCUCUCAGUUUCGACAGAAGCGUUAUAGUAAUAGUACUCAGAAGAAACUCGAUCAAACCGCCGUAUAUUAUAAACAUCUCAACCUCAAUCUUCUGAAGCACUGGCAAAGGAUUUCAGACUCAGAUGAUACAAUCCUUCUUUUCUGUCAACUCGCAGUCAUCACUGCAAACCGCCCGGACACUCUUCUUGGCCUUCGCUAUUGGAACAUCGUAUUGACAUUAAUUCGAGAUCCAGAAGGAGGAUGCCCGCGACUAUUUAUCUAUCUAACUCCUGAGUUUACAAAGAGGUUUCUUGGAAAGAAGGCCCUAAAUGAGUUCAAAAUCCCAAAAAUAAUUUUUGACCCUACUUUGGCCCUCAGUCUGCAUAUCUGCCUGCUAGGUAUACUCUUUCAUAUAAAAGGCUUCAAGACGAGAUCCUCAACUAGACCGAUACUGGAUUGCCCGGAGAAUCUCUAUUGUCUUCGAAUUCUAGAAGGCUUGAAACAGCAACAGCUAAUUUUAAAGGGCGAGAUCUUAAACAAAUUUGUUUUCUGCCAGGUUAUCCGGGAUGUCACCGGAUAUCGAAUCGACUUAAAGAAACAAAUAAUGUCAUCGAUAGUGCGAUCUCGCAUGCGCCGGGUGGGCGAAAUCACAGACAUAGAACUCAUUAAGCCAUAUAAUCUCUGA
Messenger RNA from Penicillium salamii, 903 nucleotides. The record is from the annotation of a GenBank genome assembly. Lineage: Eukaryota; Fungi; Ascomycota; Eurotiomycetes; Eurotiales; Aspergillaceae.